Messenger RNA from Sardina pilchardus (European sardine), 5056 nucleotides. RefSeq names its product cell adhesion molecule L1-like a (gene chl1a). Gene Ontology annotation, cellular component: axon; plasma membrane. Bases 276 to 3764 code for a protein of 1162 amino acids. Gene Ontology annotation, biological process: brain development; cell-cell adhesion; axon guidance. NCBI's taxonomy places the organism in Eukaryota, Metazoa, Chordata, Actinopteri, Clupeiformes, Clupeidae. Gene Ontology annotation, molecular function: cell-cell adhesion mediator activity. The transcript is spliced from 26 exons. The record is from RefSeq and is a predicted model, not a curated record.
GCGCCUGUUGAAGGUGUGUGUUUUCCCCCGGUGCUGAGUAGCCUACUCUCCAACUAACGAGCUAGCGAACUUCACCUCAACUUCUUUCAUCCUCUUGCUUUUGUUGGGCUGUUGACGGACUUUCUGAAGGCGAAUGCUGAGGAUAAAACGUGACAGCUCUGAUGUUUGCUAACCUGAGCCAUCAUCGGAGCAGUUAAGAGGCCACAGCACUGAGGAGAGGUUUGUCCUGCCCGUCACGUCACCCUCCAAUCGUCAGCUCCGUCACAGGGUGGGUGAUGAGGCCGCUGUGGGGGCGUGGCCUGGGCCUCCUCCUGGCCUUGUCGUCCACCGUCUUCGGGCUCCACAUCCCUCUGGAGGUGGAACAGCUGCCAACCAUCACGGCAAAGGCGCCCAGCUCCUUGAUUGCCUUCCCGUUUGAUGAGAGUUACACUCUGAAGUGCGAAGCCAAAGGCAACCCGCAACCAGCAUACCGAUGGACAAGAGACGGUCAGCACUUCGACCCACGCCGCGAUCCUCGGGUUCAGACGCAGCCGAACUCCGGGACUUUUGUGAUCCCCAACAAUAAACACACCUCGGAAUACCGUGGGAAGUACCGAUGCUACGCGUCCAACGAACUAGGAACUGCCGUAACAGAGGAGACCCUAUUCAUUGUUCCCAAUGCCCCAAAAUUCCCCAAAGAGAAGCUGUCGGCCGCGGUAGUUGAAGAGGGCAAGUCCAUUGUUCUGGAGUGCAACCCGCCCGAAGGUAUCCCCCCUCGGCAUAUCUACUGGAUGACUAACGGGCUGCAUCACAUUGAGCAGGAUGAGAGGGUGUCCAUGGGUCUCAAUGGGAACCUCUACUUCUCCAAUGCCGUGGUGAAGGACAGUCGCCGUGACUACUGCUGCUUCGCCGCCUUCACCACCAUACGCACCAUCGUGCAGAAGACGGCCAUGUCUCUCGUGGUCAAGCCCAUAAAGGGUGAUGGCGAGCUGGAUGAAGGCAAAAGCAGAGAGCGCGAGCCCAGCCUACUGCUGCCCCCUAGUGACCACUCUGAGGUGCAUCUGGUGAAGGGAGGCGAGUUGGAGCUCGAGUGCAUUGCUGAGGGACUACCCACUCCGGUGUAUGAGUGGACUAAACUGGGCGAGACACUACCCACAAGGACGAACAUUAAGAACUUUGGGAAGCUGCUGACCCUGGCCAAAGUGAGGGAGGAGGACGACGGAGUGUACAAGUGCACGGCGAAGAACGCUCUGGGAGAGAAGUCCCACUUAUUCAGAGUGUCCGUCGAAGAGCCACCUCGCUGGUCCGAGGGGACUCCCCAGGGUCAGCUGGUCACCAUCGGGUCGGACGUGCAGAUCAAGUGUGCUGCCGCUGGCAGACCCAGGCCCGUCGUCACCUGGAGGAUCAAUGGACAGCUCAUUGGAGAUACGAGCGUGCCUAACGGGCGGGUGUUUGAUGACACCAUUAUGCUGCACCAGGUCCAGCGCAGCGACACCGCCGUCUACCAGUGCCAGGCCUCCAACCGCCACGGCUCCAUCACCGCCAACGUCAACCUCAUGGUGCUCAACAUCCGUCCUUUGAUCCUGACGAAAGACUACCUGGAGUACUCAGCAGUGCAGGGCAGACAGGUGGUCAUGCGCUGCAAGGUCUUCAGCUCGCCACCAGCUGAUAUCAUCUGGACGUCGGGCGAGAGCGGCCCUAUUGUGGCAGGCGGCCGAUUCUCUGUGCUCCCGGACGACGGCUCUCUGUUGAUCAAGAGCGUUGAGGGAGACGACUCGGGACAGUACACCUGCCAGGCCUCCAACUCCGAGGGAGUGACAGACAUCACGGCCAAGUUGGAGAUAAAAGAUCCGACUCAGAUUGCCGAGCCCCCCCAGGACUUGAAGAUUCUGCGUGGCACGAUGGCCCAAUUUAUUUGCCAGGCGGACUAUGACAGGAGCCUCCGGAGGGAGUUUGAGAUCCUCUGGGCGCGAGAUGGCGAGGACACAUACCUCAAUUCAACAGAAGACGCGCGGAUUUCUGUAGAUGACGGCGUUCUGCAGAUCUCCAACGUGAGCCACAGUGACGAGGGCUUGUACUCGUGCAUCGCAAGGACGACCUUGGACCAGGACAGAGCCACAGCGUAUCUCACCGUGCUGGAUGUCCCCGAGGCGCCCAGGAACCUGGUGCUUGCAGAGAGAAGACAGCGCAGUGUCCGCCUCAAAUGGACGCCUGGCAAAGAGCACAAUAGUCCCAUCACUGAGUUCGUCAUCGAGUACGAGGAGAACCAGUGGGACCCCGGGAGGUGGCGUGAGCUGGAGCGAGUCCCCGGCAACCACGUGUCCGCCAUGCUGAUGCUGCAGGGACACAUCAACUACCAGUUCCGCGUCUCCGCCGCCAACGACCUGGGCCGGGGACGGCCCAGCAAGCCCACGGAGAGAUACAAGACGCAGGCCACAGAGCCAGACAGGAAUCCGGAAAACAUCAAAAUUGAGGGUCACCUGCCAAAUCAGAUGGACAUCACCUGGGAGCCACUGCUGCCGGUCGAGCACAACGGCCCCGGGCUGGAGUACAAGGUGAGCUAUCGGCGGUCGGGCGUGGACGACCGCUGGACGGAGCAGAUGGUCAAGAGGCACCUGUUUGUGGUGAAGAACACGCCCACGUUCGUGCCCUACGAGAUCAAGAUCCAGGCUCACAACCAGGAGGGCUGGGGCCCGGAGCCCAAGGUGGUGACCGGCUACUCGGGAGAGGACGUGCCGCUGGCGUCUCCUGAAGAUGUGUCUGUAGAGGUGGUGAAUGCCACUCUGCUGCGGGUGCGCUGGAGCCCCGUCCCUGCCAACAUGCUGCGCGGGCACCUGGGGGGGUACAACGUGAACUGGUGGAGGAUGCGGAGCCUGCUGGCCUCCUCCAAGGCUGCGGGGGAGAAGCAGUCCAUGCGGGUGUUUGGGAACCGCACGCACACCUUGGUCCCGGGCCUCAGGCCCUACUCAGAGUACCGCCUGAGUGUCAACGUGUUCAGCAAGAAAGGCAACGGGCCGAGCAGCCUUCCUCUGAUGUUCACCACUCCACAAGGAGUUCCGGAGAAAAUGUCACUCUUAAGAGCAACAAACCCCCAGAGAGCCUCCAUUACACUGGUGUGGGCCCCGCCCAUGGAGACCAAUGGCAUCCUGACAGGCUACAGCUUGCAAUACCAGCAGAUGAACGACACGCAGCACCUGGGCCCCCUGCGCUCCGUCAACAUCAGCCGGCCGGACGUCACCCACUGGGUCCUCGACGGGCUGGACCGCUCCAGCGCGUACAAGUUCUACCUGAGCGCCUGCACCCAGGUGGGCUGUGGUCCCGUCAUCAGCGAGGAGGCCAGCACUGCCGCCGAAGCCCGUGCUGACCGGCAGGACGCAGGUGUCUCCUCCAGAGGCUGGUUUGUGGCCCUGAUGUGUCUUCUGCCUCUGGCCACCCUGGCUGCACUCAUCGGCUGCUUCGUGUCCAAGAACCGCGGAGGGAAGUAUUCAGUUAAGGAGAAAGAGGACCUUCCUGCGGAUGAGGAGUCCAAGGGCCCAGACGAGGGGACCUUCUGUGAAUACAGUGACAACGAUGAGAAGCCAUUGAAGGGAAGCCUGCAUUCGAUAGACGGGGGCAUCGAGGUGGCGACGGGCGAAGACGACAGCGACGACAGCGACGAGAGCGUGGACUACGAGGACGAGGAGGACAAGUUCAACGAGGACGGCUCGUUCAUCGGGGAGUACUCGGGACGCAGGCGCAGGGGUUCCGCGGAGGCAAACGGACCCUUGUCCUCCUCCGUCGCGUGAGCCUCCCGCCGCCGGACCGGUCCCUCUUUCUCGUGGAGACUCAGACAGAAUUUUUUUUUUUUUUUUUGAGACAUACGUACACAUUUUGUUUUCGGAACUCUCUCACUCUCUCUUUCGGAAGUCUUCCAACAACCUUGAAGCUGGUUAAUGAGUCCGGCGUAUUUGUGGAAUUCCAUGUGUGUGUAUGAUUGUUAGUUUUUUUGUGCUUAAUCACAUGACGCUAUUACACAUAUCUUUUAUUUAUUUCUAAUUGUUAUUGUCAUAGGGAUUAUAUGAACAAAAUGUUUGUUAACGGGCUGAUUUGUAAACAAACAUAGGCGAACUGCAGGAGGACAACAAUCCAAUAAUCCCACAGAUCCAAUAAAAAGCUUACAGUAUAUUAAAGCAUGCCAGUGCACAAGUUACCACACAGAUGAAGUCCCCUGGUGAAUUAAGGCCAUUUGGUUACCGGGGCUAUAGAACAAGAAGAACUCGAAGAACUUGAAGAACUCAAGAAAAUUAUUACAAAAAAAUUUAAUGAUUAAAAUGUCUUUUCAGUGGAAGUUAUAUUUCAGUAAAACUACAUAUCUGUGUCUAGUUAAGGCCUAUCCACAUUGAUUUCAACUGUGUGUGUUAUUUCUAUUAUACCCAUCAUAUAUAUUUGAUUGUUGGUUGAUCUCUGUUGUGGAUCGUAAGGCCAGUUUGUUUUUAGUUUUGACAUCUGAACGAGCUUCCUCAGUAGCACUUGUUUGUAUAUACUGUAUAUAAGAAAAACUUUAUGCAUUUGUAUUAUCUGGACGUUUUAUGCUCCUUUGAAAUGUUUUCAAAUCUUUUUGUAAUAAGGACUCAGGAUAAUUUUGCAGUUAGAAUGUUACACAGAGUAUUUCCUAGUAUGCCAUAAAUUGUGCCAUUUGUGUGCAACAUUUUAGACCCUUUGUUAAAAAUGUUUGGCAGGGGCAGAAGAGAACUUUUUGCUGAUGUUUAUAGUGUAUGAAAAGUUGCGAAAAUGGAAGCGGGAAUGGAAUUAUUGUUAUGUUGCAGGAUCAACUGGCACAUGGUAUAUGACGAGUAUAUGACAAAAUAGCGGUUAUCUUAUUUGUUUUGAGGACAUCAAUCUAAUAUUCAUGAGUGGGGCACUGUGUACCCAAUUUUUGUUUGUUUGUUUUUUGUUUUGUUUUUUUGGAGGGGGUGGUUACAUUGUCACAUAUUAUUUUAUAUCACCACAUAGGCCUACAUUAUAUUUCAUCACACAUUUGUGAUUAAAAUGUUAAAUGUAUUGUUCAAUAAAGUUGUAAUAAAUGCUUAUUAUUCAC